This is a messenger RNA of Aspergillus clavatus NRRL 1, 3249 nucleotides long. Its product is annotated as TMEM198/TM7SF3 family protein. The record is from RefSeq and is a predicted model, not a curated record. Lineage: Eukaryota; Fungi; Ascomycota; Eurotiomycetes; Eurotiales; Aspergillaceae. The transcript has 5 exons. The coding region runs from base 1 to 3249 and encodes 1082 amino acids.
AUGAGGUUGCUGCCAUUGCUUGCGUUGGCCAUCUCGCUCAUACCUAGCGCCCUUGUCCUUGCGGCAUCAAUACCUCAUGUUGCGCGCAACCAGGUUCAUGGGGUUGUUCUCUUAGGAGCAAGAGAUGAAACAGCAACUCCAUUGACAUCAAGUGAUCACUCGGCAGCGAGUAUAGUGAGUAAUGGCACGGUUACGGUCAACUCUACUUCUACUUCAAACACGACUGCCCCGGCGUCAACGACUAUCGCAUCGCUCAACACGUCAAAUCCUCGGGUCACUCCGGCGCUUGGAGUGGGCGGCAUUGUGCUCAUAGCCACAGGUGCUAUUCUUGCCCUGAUAGGGAUACGCAAUCUAUGGAUCCAAGUCUUUUUGUCGGCUGCCUUCUUGACAAGUUUAGGAGUCACGGUCUUGAUUGCAUAUGUCAUGAAUCCCCCUGUACGCGUUGCGAUACAAGGUGCCUAUCUUGUCGCUAUCUUCUUCACAGGGGUGACAUUCGGAGCACUCUCAAUUGUGUUCAAGGAGUUAACCGAAGGCCUUGGCUGCUUACUGGGAGGCUUCUGUACCAGCAUGUGGCUACUUUGUCUGAAGCCAGGUGGUCUUCUCGCAGGGACCAACGCCAAAUCCGGGUUCAUCGGCGCCAUCUCGGUUGCAUUCUAUGCCUUGUCUUUUAGUCAUUAUACUCGUCCUUACGGGUUGAUUGCGUCGACCGGAGUGGCGGGAGGAACUGCUGUCGCUUUAGGGAUUGAUUGCUAUAGCCGAGCUGGGCUGAAAGAAUUUUGGCUGUAUCUGUGGGCGCUUAAUGAUGACAUCUUCCCGCUUGGUACUGGAAGUUAUCCCAUCACUCGCAACAUCCGGGUCGAGCUGGCCAUCAUCGUCAUCAUUGCCAUCCUCGGGGUUGUGUCCCAACUCAGGCUAUGGAAACUGAUCAGAGAGCGCCGGCGCAAAGAAGACGAAAUCCGGGAUGAAGAAGGAAGGAAGAACGAAGAGGCCGAGGCCGAAGUUUGCCGCAGAUUAGAGGAGAACAAUCAGCGGGAGAGAGAGGAAUGGGAGGCGCGAUACGGCAACUCUGAAAAGAAGGAUAUCCCCGAGCUUGGUGACAAUACACAAUGUCCCGCGGACAAGGUUGAUCUCGAGAAGGGCAACGCAACCGAGAUUAGGAGCAUCUCAGGCUCUUCUCAGGUCUCGUAUCGCUGCUCUGACUGUAGACACAGGGAAGGCAGUGAGGAUUCAUUUUCAGAAGCGUCUGGAGCCACCGAUGACCCUAGAGCUUCUCAGCAUGUGAAUAAUCCGGACGGAACCACCGGUCAAGUGGGCCCCAGUCAAUUCAGGGUCUUCGACGGGGCAGCUGCGGCAAAGCUAAAAAAUGGCGGGGACUCUGAUGUAACUGCCACAGUUGGCUCAGAGGGAGGAACGGUGAGCUCGAAACACUUUUUUGGCCAGACCCUCCAAAAAAAGAUAUCUAUCCAGAGCAGCCUCAGACCUGCACGGUCACAAGAAGCUCAUACGGACGAUGAUUCUACCUUGUCGGUCGAAGGUACUAAGGACGAGAACAAAGACGGAAUUGGCCACACCGGCGAUGAGGCUGCAGGCCUUGACAAACGAAGGCAAGCGUCGCAAGAAGAAAGAGACGCCUGGGGACUUGCCGCAGGCCGAGAAAUUGCUGAAACUUGGGGAGGAGUUGAAAAUACAACUGCCCCAGGGUGUGCGCCAACUGGGAGAGGGGAGAAGGGAACGCCUGCUGUCAGGAUGUUGGAGAAGCCUGUGAGCAUGGAUGAUCUACGAACUGCUAGGCCCAAGCCGAUAGAGGAGGGCUCAGGCGAGCACGGAAAAUUGACGGCACAUGAUGAAGGAGCUCCUUUCUCAUCAAAUCGCAAUAAGAAUGAGGGGACUGAAGCGCUAGCCAUAAAAGAGGCAGAUCUCAGGGAUAACUCACAAACACCGCCAACGACUAGCGUCGAAAAACAAAAUAGCGAGAAUGCGCUGCUACAAGAUGCGCACGGCAUUUCAAAGAAGCCCAGCCUAGGAGAGUCGCAAGAUACAAACUCGUCAAAAACAACUCCAGGGAAGGGUGGCAUCCAGAAACGGGCAGAUGAAGAAAUUGAGAGGAAGCAAUCCUCAUCAACGGAAUCCAAGGCAAAGAAAAGGAGAAAGGAAAAGGCCAAACUGGACGCCCAUACUGUGAAACGACUGCCGGAGCGGACAUCGACUGUAGUCCAAUCAUACCGCACAAAUGAAUGGGCCAAGCAUUUAUGUGAUGCCGAGAUACCUGCACCAGAGCCAAUUGCACCAAUAGUGGAGGAAUCGCCCGAGAACCCCGUCGAGGCUGGAGAAGUCCCUGCACCCGUCAACGUAAAGCAACUAUUGCAGACACCUCUCACUGCCGAACCAGCACCUGCGGUCGAGUCCCGUGUCUCGUCGAGGAAGGAGCAGCAAAAUGCAGACGAUGGCCGCCGGAUGUCUCAUGACUCCAAACCGCGUCUGGUCUUGGGAAUAAGCUCGCCGAAUGUAGAAGAGUCUCAGGCAGGCUUCCCAUUCGGCGGUGUUCCUUUGGUAGGGGCGCAAGUCGUCCUGUCCUCCAGUGCUCUUCCUAGCCCAGGGUCCAACAGUGCCAUGCGCACCCUCUCGGGGCCCGCUGCCGAACUGCCGCGAGAGGAUCAAGAGGUCACCAAGCCAAAGUGGAAAGGACCACCUCCGCUGCUGGCUCUUCGAGAAGAUAUGAUGCGAUCUCGGGUCUCCUCCACUUUCCUCAGCCUCGAUCCAUGGGCAUCACGAAAUAGCUCACGACAUUCGAUGGUACUGGACUCGUCGACUCCGAUCUCCCCUAGCAUUUCAAAUCCAGACGAAGGUGAUGACGUGCCACUUUCCCGUCGCCGUGCGAUGCUCCAUCAACAGGGAAAUCUUAGCGCACGCACGAGCGUCCCGACUCCGUCGCCAAGAUGGAGUCACCCGAGCGCAAUCGGAGCUGACAACGCCCAGAUGGUAAUGGCCGCGUGGAGGGAGUCUAUUCGGGAAGAUUUGGAAGACAAACGGAACCCUCUAGCGAGGCAAGAUGUUCCACUGGGCGGGACGGGAGCGGGCCACCGCACUUCGUCGCCCCCCUUGGGUCAACCUGGGCGGAACUCCUCAUCAAUGAGCCUCAAUCUUGACCAGGCGAUUGCGGACAAGGUGCAGCGCGGAGGCAUGACUGAGUUGCAUCGAGACGCUAUGCGGCGCAUGCAAGCCAAAGCCAACCAGAAUGCCAGUGGAUAG